Messenger RNA from Colletotrichum destructivum, 7172 nucleotides. RefSeq names its product Putative adaptor protein ClpS, core. Gene Ontology annotation, biological process: ubiquitin-dependent protein catabolic process via the N-end rule pathway. Lineage: Eukaryota; Fungi; Ascomycota; Sordariomycetes; Glomerellales; Glomerellaceae. Bases 221 to 6637 code for a protein of 2138 amino acids. The transcript is spliced from 2 exons. The record is from RefSeq and is a predicted model, not a curated record. Gene Ontology annotation, molecular function: ubiquitin protein ligase activity; zinc ion binding.
CCCGCCACUAGGCCCCCAUUUGCCUGAAAGACCCCGCCAGAGCUCCCUGCGUCGCGAGACACUGCUUGCCCAUCACCGAUUACCAACAUCAUCCACCAACCUACCACACCUACCACACCUGCCACACGUACAAGCCCGCGUCUGCACCUUCCCUUGACCGACAACCUAUUAGAUUUUUUGUCUCAAAAGGCACGCAGAUAGCCAUGACCGAGCCGUCCUAAUGGAACCCACCAUGUCAACUCAGGAGCGCCAGCUCUGCGAAUUCCUCAGAGAGCUCCCUGCAAGAUGGAACUACGAGUACGACGACCAAGCACACCACGAUCUGCUCGAAAGUCUUUUUUGGUCCUUGGCAGGAGGCGAGCGCUACAUGCCCCUCUUCUUCCCCUCCGGCCGACCUUCCCACAACCACAAGCUCCACGAUGCCCAGGGAGCCGUCGAGGGCGCCGAGUACACCGAGGCCGCUCGCGGGAAGCGAUGCGGCCACAUCUUCAAGCCCGGAGAAGCAUCCUACUCCUGCAGAACCUGCAGCACCGACGAUACAUGUGUGCUGUGCAUGCGAUGCUUCGACUCGACCGACCACGCCGGCCACAUGGUCCGUAUUAGCAUCUCAGUCGGCAACAGUGGCUGCUGCGACUGCGGCGAUGACGAGGCCUGGCGCCUUCCCAUGUUCUGUACGAUUCACUCCGAGACCGACCCGGAAAAGGGCGAGGGGAAGGGGAAGGAACCCGCGGGUCUGCCCGAGGACCUGGUCCAGAACAUGCAGAUGACGAUUGGCCGUGUCUUUGACUACAUCUGCGACGUCAUAUCCUGUUCACCGGAACAGUUGCGCCAGGGCAAGACAGCAGACUCGAUCCAAGCCGACGAGGAGCUCUCGCGCCUGUCUCCAGACAUCUACGGAGAAGGUCCCACUGGGCAUGCCGAAUAUGCGCUAGUUCUCUGGAACGACGAGAAGCACACCAUGGAGGACGUCCAGAAUCAGAUUGCGCGGGCUUGCAGGACAACCGAGGCCCAGGCUUUGCAGCGCGCCACCGAAACCGACCUCAUCGGCCGCAGCAUUCUGAAGCGCCUCGAUGACCUGGACGCCCUUCUCGAGAUGGCCGCCAAACUAGAACAUAUCAAGGUCACCGUCACCAUCAGGUCGUCGCGCGACACCUUCCGCGAACAGAUGUGCGGGGCCAUGAUCGAGUGGCUCGGCGACAUCGCCGGUUGCAGUGUUGGAUCAGACCACGCUGUUUUGCGAAAUAUCGUCUGCCAGGAGAUGAUGAAGCCCUGGCGGAAGGGUAGCCCCGGAAGCCAUGCCAUAGUGGGAAAGGACGGCAUCUACGAUGAAGAGAGAUUCCUGCGGAACCUCGAACAAUCUCAAUCCUUUACUCAGCAUGUAUUGCUCCAGAUGCAGCGCAUAGCUGCCGAACAGCAAGCCCGGCCAGGCGACAGCGAUGACGAGGAUGUCGACAUGGCCAGGGGUGACGGCACGCCGGACAGUGACGCGGGAGACGACGAUGACGACGAUGACAUUGACGACGACGAUAUUAUGAUGGUUGAUGUCCGUGCCGAUGGUCCCGGAGAUAUCGGCCUCGAGUGGCGUGGCAAUGACCAAGCCUUGGAAGAAGACGAAGCCACAAUGGCCGGUUAUCCACCGCCUCCGCCGCCGCCCGCCGCCGCUCGGCGGACCGCCAGAGAUCGCGAUCUGACGCCCUCGGAUUCCGACACGGCAGAGCCGCUGAUUGCACCCGCCAUUUAUGCCAAGGCCAAUCUGGAGAUACCGAAAACGCCUGGACAGGGUGAGAAGACACCCUCGCCGAAACCAGGUAGGUACUGGCUCGAGACUCCUCCAGGCUACAUGAACCGGGAGAACGUGCCCCCCGCCGAAGACGUCUUCCAGAGGGUCCGGCUCGACUGGCUCAUUCUCUUCGACCUUCGCAUGUGGAAGAAGGUCCGUAAUGACUUGCGCUCUCUCUACAUCUCCACUGUAGUUUCGAUCCCCGAGUUCAAGCGCAUUCUGGGUCUGCGGUUUGCUGGCCUGUACACGACCCUGGCUCAGCUCUACUUGAUUGGGGACCGAGAGCCCGACCACUCCAUCAUCAACCUGUCUCUGCAGAUGCUCACGACGCCGUCCAUCACCGCCGAGAUUGUCGAACGCGGAAACUUCAUGACGAGCUUGCUUGCCAUCUUCUACACCUUCCUCACCACGAGACAAGUGGGCUACCCCUGGGAUGUCUCGUCCAACGCAGUUCUUGCUUUCGAUUCCGGCUCAGUGACGAACCGCCGCAUGUACCACUUCUAUCUGGACUUGAAGUACCUCUUCGGCUCGCCACAAGUUCAGGAAAAGCUACGGACCGAAGAGCGGUACCUCUUGCAAUUCCUUGACCUUGUCAAGCUGCACCAGGGCAUCGGACCCAAUGUCCGCGCUGUGGGAGAACACGUUGAGUACGAAACGGACAGCUGGAUAACUGCCUCGCUGGUGACACGCGAAAUCAACAGACUCGCUCGGCAGCUUGCCGACGCGUACAGAGGCGUGCCGGAUAACGAGGCUCACUUUGUCGCUCAGGCCAUCAGGCUGACAGCCAAGGCCGUCAUCCUCCAUUCUGUUGGCGCCGAACGGCAUCGCUUCAAGCAGGCCGAGAUCAAAGAAGAAAUCAAGUUCAAGACCUUGGGCGAUUUCGAGUUCGACAACGAGUCGGCACGGUAUGACGUCGUUAAGUUUACCGUCGAGGAAGACCCCAUCAGCUUCCAUCAUGCCCUUCACUACACUCUUUCAUGGCUGGUUGAGUGCGGGAAGUCUCUGCCUGCUUCAAGCAUGCGAGCCCUCUUGAGCUUCACGACGCAAGACCUGAAGCUGCCCCCGCGCUUCAUGGGUCGCAAGGUCAUGCCAAGACGAGACAACUCUCCGGAGGACAAUCUCAUGGCUGCGUUUGACUAUCCGUUGAGGGUCUGCGCUUGGUUGGCUCAGAUCAAGGCGAACAUGUGGGUUCGCAAUGGCAUCAGCCUGCGCCAUCAGGCGGCGACGUACCGCGGAGUCAGCCAAAGAGAUGUCUCUCAUCACAGAGACAUCUUCCUCCUGCAAACCGCCAUGGUAAUCGCCGAUCCUAGCCGCGUUCUCGCGUCCAUCAUUGAUCGAUUCGGUAUGGAGAAAUGGGUCAAGGGGUUCUUCGAGCAAAAGUCGGCCGCUCAAGACGACGCACAACAUCUGGAUGUGGUCGAGGACAUGAUUCAUCUCCUGAUUGUGCUUUUGAGCGACCGUACCUCGCUUAUUGCCUCCGAGGAUGAGCCCAACGCCAAUAUUCUUGCCAUUCGCCGCGAUCUCACCCACAUUCUGUGCUUCAAGCCAUUGUCCUUUAAUGAAAUAAGCAACAAGCUGCCUGAGAAGUGGCAGGAACAGGAAGAUUUCCAUCGCGUUCUCGACGAGAUGGCGUCGUUCAAGCCCCCCGAGGGCGUCUCGGACGUCGGCACAUUCGAGCUGCGGCCCGAGUUCGUGGAGCACAUCGACCCCUACAUCGCCCACUACAACAAGAACCAGCGAGAGGAGUCCGAGCUGGCGUAUCGCAAGAAGAUGGCCAUCAAGACCGGCAAGCCAGUGGAGGAGAUCGUAUACGAGCCCAAGCUUCGGUCGAUCCCCUCGGGUCUCUUCAAGGAUCUUGCAGCCUUCACCAGCACCGGCAUGUUUGGCCAGAUCAUCUACUACUCUCUGUUGUAUCCACUCGUUGCUGCCAGGCUCACGCCGAGCGUGCCGUCGACUCGAACCGAGACCUUCCUCCAGGUCGUCCUUCACCUGAUCCUGAUUGCCAUCUCUGAGGACAAGGCGGACGAGAGUGACAUGACGGAGGAGUCUCUCAACUCGUUCGUGUUCAUCGCCCUGACACGAACCGCCCGGAGCAACUUUAUGCAAGAGGCGCCCAACGCCAAGACCAUCGUUGCUUUGUUGGACAUGAUGUCCACCAAGGAAGAGUUCAAGGCAUGCCAUCCCAAGAUUGGUCUUAUUCUCAAGAGAAUGCGACAGAAGCGGCCGCGCAAUUUUGAGAAUGCCUACGUGCGGCUUGGUGUCUCGGUCGACCGCAUCGACACUGCCUCUCCAGCGAACAACUCUGCAGAGGAGGAGCGCGAGCGCAAGAAGAAGGCGGCGCUGAGCCGGCAGGCAAAGGUCAUGGCCCAGUUUCAACAGCAGCAGAAGAGCUUCUUGGAGAACCAGGGCAACAUCGACUGGGGCUCCGAUCUCGAUGACGAGGAGGACACGGACCAGGCUGAGACCGCUGAUCGCAAGAAUAACUGGAAGUAUCCUACCGGGACUUGCAUCCUGUGCCAGGAAGACACGGACGACCGUCGUCUCUACGGAACUUUUGCACUCUUCAAUGAGAGCCACAUCCUUCGACAGACGGACCUGCAAGACCCCGACUUUGUGCGGGAGGCAUUCCACACGCCCUCGAGUCUGGAUCGGUCUGCAGAGGACAUCCGGCCCUUUGGCGUUGCCCACGAGAACCGACAAGAAGUCACAAAGGUCAAUGCCAAGGGCGAGAAGUUCGUUUCGGAGCGCCAGACCAUUGGAAAAGGCUUUCCGUCGAACCUUUCGCGCCCUGGGCCUGUCUCGACCGGUUGUGGCCACAUGAUGCACUACAGCUGUUUCGAGAUGUAUUUCGACGCGACCAAUCGCCGGCACCAUCAUCAAAUCGCGAGACAUCACCCAGAGAACCUCCGAAGGCAGGAGUUCGUCUGCCCGUUGUGCAAGGCUCUCGGAAACGCGUUCCUGCCCAUCAUCUGGAAGGGCCAAGAGGAAUGUUUCCCCGGCCCCCUUCAGUCCCAGCGCAUUUUUGCAGACUUCCUUGACGCGCAGAUGCGAUCGGGCUACUAUAUCCUCGGCGCAAACCGUCCGCCGGACGAGGUUCAGUCCUCGUUUGCCAGCUACACGGCAGGACAAGUCACCGGCGCAUUGGCAGAGAAGGCGCCUCAGCUUCUGGAAGAGGCGUGGACGGCCGAUGAGUCCGACUCUGUAGUCACCAACACACCUCUGACGUCCCUGUUCCCAAUGGCCAGCACGCCCAUCACCAACCGUCGAUCUGUACCGAGCGACGGCUCCACCCUAAUGGGCGAGCUGGCCAAGGUGUACCGUCGUCUUCGCGACACCGUGCGGUCGAAUGGCUUUAAGAGUCGCCAUGACAAGCUCCACAUCGAGUUGCGAGAGAGGAACGAGUUAUGUCACAGCGAUAUCCUGUCGAAGCUGGUUGGUUACUCAGUCUCGGCUGCGGAAAUCCAGCAGCGCGGCACCGAGGCCCAGUACGGCAUGACGCUCUUGGAGAAGAUUCCCGACCAGAGCUUGACGCAUCUGCGGAUCCUAGCCGAGACGGCCACUGCCUACAGAGCUGUUGGUGGUCUCAAGGCAGGCGGCGACAAUUGGAUCGACGAGGAGUUCCGGCUGGACAGUGAGCGGCAACAUGUCCAGCUCUUCGUAUCCCAGUACUUCGGACAAGAGACCGAGCAUGUCAGGCGGCCCAUCGACGUCUAUCCGCCGUUGCUUGGCGAGGAUGCCUUCAUCUUCCUCACGGAAUGCGUAUUUGGCGUGAUCCCUGCACAGAAUUUUGAUGUCGCGCACAUCCUGAGGCUCUGCUAUCUCGCCGAGAUCGUCAAGGUCGUCUACCACAUGGGGCGCAACAUCCCCGUGUCCAUCUGGGUUAACCACCUCCUCAACAGGGAGACGCAGGACCCUGUAUUGAAGAACUUUGCCGAAUUCUGCCUUGCCAUUACCAAAGUGGGCAUGGAGAUCAACGUGUCCCACCACGAGAUGCCGGCAGAUCUGGGCGACAACCGCGGCUUCGGCCAGCCGGAGCUGGACAACCUCGAGGGCUACUACACGUUCGUGAAGAAAUACGCCUUAACCUUCCUCAGGAAAAGCGUCGUUCUUCUUUACGUCAAGUACGGCGUGGAUUUUAACAGCCACGUCUCCCCUCAACCGGACGCGGAUGAACUGGACCGCCUUACCGAAGCCCUCCGCGUGCCAACCUUUGACGAGAUGUGCGCCGCCAUCACGGACAAUGGGCCUGCCUGCGGCUGGCCAGCUUCAACGACAAGUCUGGUCAGUGGCUGGAUCCGACACCAGAUCAUGUGGCCCGGUGACAAUAUGGACAAGCUCCCCCGUUCUGCCCUUGUCAGCCAUCCGGGCAUCUUCGAGCUGGUGGGGUUGCCCAAGAAUUACGAGGCACUAAUUGAAGAAGCCACCCGACGCAAGUGCCCGACGACAGGCAAGGAUGUUUCGGAUCCCAUGAUUUGCCUGCUUUGUGGAGAUGUCUUUUGCGGCCAGGCCGUCUGCUGUCUCAAGGAAGAGACGUCGCCUGGCGAUCGCGAGCCCCAGAGGAUUGGCGGCUCGCAGCAACACAUGCGAAAGUGUCAAGGCAACAUUGGCUUGUUCCUCAACAUCCGCAAGUGCUGCAUCUUCUACCUAUUCCGGCUGUCCGGAUCCUUCAGCAGCGCGCCUUACAUCGACAAGUACGGCGAGACAGACUUGGGUCUGCGCCACGGCCGGCAACUGUUCCUGAACCAGAAGCGCUACGACUCUAUGCUACGGAACACGUUCCUCAGCCAUGGUAUCCCGAGCUUCAUUAGUCGUAAGUUGGAGGCGGAGAUCAACAACGGCGGUUGGGAGACGAUCUGACCUCCGCGGAUGGGGGUUCGAUUGGACUGUCGAAGGAAGCGAUCGGUUGGGUCGGGGCGUAGGAGGGGGGUUAGGUGUGAAGGGUGGGUUUGCCAUGGAGAUAACCUCGGUGCUUCUUCCACAAGAGUUGCCGCCGUUUUGACCUGGAGUGGAUAGACUUGCAUGCAUCUGCUUACUGUUAUAGUUGUUGUUCCUUGCCAGAGCACAUGCUCGUCAUUUGAGAGCCGCCGAGGGGGGCAGUGGGAGGAAGGCGUUUCAGCAGGUUGGCGAGAUUGUUUGAUUACCGAAGAAAUCAAGGUAGAAUUAUAUUGGCGUUGCCGUAGGUAAUCUAUGUUUCCACGAGGCAAGGCUCCUCCUCCUCCAUCGGUCUUGCGUGGUCUUUGAAAUCUCCCGCUGGCCUCAUCGGCCCUCACCCCCCCUAUUUGUCGUCGUUUGGUAUCACUCCUUGGGAACUUUGAGCCCCCAAUCGGAGUUGGGUUUCUUGGUCUGUUUCCUUCUUGGUUGUCGUCGCGUCGACUUUUCUACCGUCACAUGC